Messenger RNA from Anolis sagrei ordinatus, 2213 nucleotides. RefSeq names its product transcription factor AP-4. Gene Ontology annotation, biological process: regulation of transcription by RNA polymerase II. Gene Ontology annotation, molecular function: DNA-binding transcription factor activity, RNA polymerase II-specific; protein dimerization activity; RNA polymerase II cis-regulatory region sequence-specific DNA binding. The record is from RefSeq and is a predicted model, not a curated record. Gene Ontology annotation, cellular component: nucleus. NCBI's taxonomy places the organism in Eukaryota, Metazoa, Chordata, Lepidosauria, Squamata, Anolidae.
GCAGCCGGAGGAGGAGGGAGGCGCGCGCGCACACGGCAUACACACACACACACACACACACAGAGGCACGCUUUACACACACACAAGCGCGCGCGCACGCUUCUUUCUUUCCCCCCUUCUCCUCCUCCUCCCCCCUCCACAGAAACACGCAGAGGAGGGGGAGGCCGAAGAGGAAGGCACCCCCUCCCUCCCUCCUUCCCUCCCUCCCUUCCCCCUUCCGAUGGAGUACUUCGUGGUCCCCGCGCCCAAGGUGCCUCCUCCUCCUCCGGCGCUGCAGCAGCAACAGCACCAGCCCUUCCGGAAGUCCGAGAAGGAGGUCAUCGGGGGGCUCUGCAGCCUGGCCAACCUGCCCCUGACCCCUGAGACGCAGCGGGACCAGGAGCGGCGCAUCCGGAGAGAGAUCGCCAACAGCAAUGAGCGCCGACGCAUGCAAAGCAUCAACGCGGGCUUCCAGUCCUUGAAGACCCUCAUCCCACACACAGACGGAGAGAAGCUCAGCAAGGCAGCCAUCCUCCAGCAAACCGCCGAGUACAUCUUCUCUCUGGAGCAGGAGAAGACACGGCUGCUGCAGCAGAAUGCACAGCUCAAGAGGUUCAUCCAGGAAUUCAGUGGCUCCUCACCGAAGCGGCGACGAGCGGAGGACAAGGACGAGGGCAUCGGCUCCCCGGACAUCUGGGAGGAUGAGAAGGCCGAGGACCUGCGCCGGGAGAUGAUAGAGCUCCGGCAGCAGCUGGACAAGGAGCGUUCCGUCCGCAUGAUGCUGGAGGAGCAGGUGCGUUCCCUGGAGGCCCACAUGUACCCAGAGAAGCUUAAGGUGAUCGCCCAACAGGUGCAGCUGCAGCAGCAGCAGGAGCAGGUGAGGCUGCUGCACCAGGAGAAGUUUGAGCGGCAUCAUCAGAGCCACGGACAGCUCUUUCCGGGACAGAGCCCCCCGGCACCCACCCACCAUCCCUCUGUGAUUGUGCCCCCACCAUCGCACCAUGUGACAGUGGUCACCAUGGGACCCUCCUCCGUCAUCAACGCGGUUUCCACCUCCCGGCAGAACCUAGACACCAUCGUGCAGGCCAUCCAGCACAUCGAGGGGACGCAGGAGAAGCCUCUUCUGGGGGAGGAGGAGGAAGAGGAAGAGCGGCGCCGGCGGAGGGCCGUAAUCGUGGCCCGGUCCGGCUUGGACCCUUCCCUUUCAGACACGGCCUCUGACUCGGAAGUGGCAGCGGAGGAGGAAGACACCGAGGAGGAGGAAGAGGAAGAGGAGGCAAUGGAGCACAGCAAGGCCCCCGAGAGGAGGCCCUGACCCCACUGGACGCGGGAGGAGGGGGGGGGCGUCACAUUUUUACAAAACACCGUGGCAAUUCAGGUCUCUUUUAUGACCUUUUCAAUACUGUAAAGGGAGGGGGCCUGCAGGAGGAAGGCUCCCCUCAAUUCGGCUCACAGAAAGGCCAGAGGGAGAAGAAAGGGUCGGCUUCUCAGGGCCCCUCCCUGGAGGGCGGUGGGUGGCCUUGGUCCCUCGGGACUCAGCACUGAUCUUCCUCUAUGGGUUUGUGUCCCAUAAACAUGGCCUUUCCCCCUCUGCUCUCUGUCGCUCUCCUCAGGGGUCAAGAUGGCCCUUGGAGGUGGCAUUAAGGGGCCAAUGGGGGGGACCAUGAACUCUGAGAUGGGGGCUUGGCUGUGCCCUGCCAAUCCUAAUCCCCCCCCCCAAUUCUCAGGGGUCACUGCAGGGUCAGGGGCCUUUUCCCCACUUCGAGGGGAGGGGGUACUGCCCUCUCUUUCGUUUCUUCUCCAUGGGUUGGUGGUUUCCUUUUUUUUAGCAUUUCUUAAUUUCUGAUUUAUGAAGCACUUAAUCCGUUCCAUGGAUCUGACCAUUGCUCCCCCCRUCUCGUGAUGUUCACUCUUCACCCUUUUUCAUUUUGGUCGCUCCCCCACCCCACCCACUCCCCUUUUGACUAGUGGUCUAGGCCAGUGUUGACUAUAGGGCCCUCUGUGGGCAUUCGGUAGCCCCACCCCCACCCUCCAAAGCCACGGCUCUUCCUCCUCCAUUCUCUCUCUUCCUUUAUUUUUUUUUAUUUUUUAUCUCUUUUGGGGUUUUUUUUUUUUACAAUUUUUUGGGUCUUCAUGUUCAUUGAGAUGCUAUUAUAUUUUGUUAAAAAAGUGGAAAAAAUGAAGCAUGUGCUUUUUUGUAAAGAAACAAAAUAAAGUUUGUACUUUGUUUUUUA